Molecule: messenger RNA, 2613 nt
Organism: Meloidogyne enterolobii
Lineage: Eukaryota; Metazoa; Nematoda; Chromadorea; Rhabditida; Meloidogynidae
Source: the annotation of a GenBank genome assembly
AUGCUUCAAAAACAAUUCCACGGUGAUUAUUUAUGCCAACGUUGUGGCUGCCUUAAAUCAAAAUCUAAUGGUGCACUUAAUAAUUGUGUACCAACAACAACCCAUAAAAAUAUUAAUGGGAGUGAAUUACUUGACCAGCUUGUCUUUUUUCGGCAUGGAAAUCGACCACAACUCCAACAACAACAAAGCACUGAACGUCCAUCCACUUUGGGUCCUUUCAACAAUAAUUCUGCUUCAAUUACAAAACAACCAUUGCCUUAUGAAACAGUCCAGUAUUUGCAUGCUGCUAGCACUUCAAAUGCUUCCUGUGAGGAAAUUAAAGAUAUGUACGGCAAUAAUAAUAAAAACGGUUCUUCUCAACAACAAUUUUGGAUGAAACGUACUAAUGGUGUUGAACCUCCUUCUAGAGAAAGCAAUGGAUGUUCUAUGCAACAACAGCACCCUGGAUUUAUCUUGCCACCAAACUUUUCUAUUUUCACUCGUAAUCCUGCCGAAUUAAUUGGUCAAAUAAUUAAUGUUCGCAUACAAAAAGGCUCAAAAGGAUUAGGUUUGUCGCUAAUUGGUCAGGAUGGGACUCAUAUACGUGAUGAAUUUAUUCAAAUCAAAACAAUCAUUCCAGAAAGUCCUGCAUAUGCUGAAGGUACUCUUCGAUCUGGAGAUGUUCUUGUCUAUGUUAAUCAGCACUGUAUGCUAGGAGCCAGUCAAGAUGAUGCUUGCCAACUUUUUCGUUCAAUUCCUAUUGGUGAAGUUGUCCGUAUUCAAGUUUGCCGUGGAUAUCCAUUACAAUUAGAUCCAACUAAUCGAAUUUUUACGGAAAAUGUUUACGCUCAACACCAACAAAAGGCAAAUUCCUCUUCAAAUAUAUUGAGGCCUUCAAGAGAAAAUAUUGAAAUUGAGAUAUGUAAGGGUCCCAAUGGUUUUGGAUUUACUGUUUAUGAUGAUGCUUUAGGUCAAAGAAUAAAAAAUAUUGCAUAUCCAGAUCAGUGUCCAAAUCUGCUUGAGGGGGAUACAAUUGUUGAGGUUAAUGGCCAAAAUGUUCGUUCUCUUCCACAUCCACAACUUGUACAAAUGCUACAAAACUUCCCAAUCGGUUAUCGUUGUAAAAUGAGAAUUCUGAGGAGGGCUCAGAAGCAACGUUCUCGAACUCCAACGGCAGGAUUUCGUUACGGUUAUCGCGGUGAUGUUGCUUCAGUAACAGAACAAUUACAGCAAAUGCACCCAAAUUGGUCUGCGCCAAAUAGUGGAAAUCAACAGCAACAACAACAACAAAAGUUUGUUCCUCUAUUUACUCAACGCUCAAAAACUCCAUUUGGCGGUCAACAGCAGCAGCCACAUUUACAACAACAACGUCAAACUUCAAUGUAUUUUCAACAGGAACCAAUAAAUCCGGGUGCUGAUGCAAAUAUGGACUAUCAUUGGAAUUGUAUGACAUUACCCAGGUCGACAAAUAAAAAUCAACAAGCACAACAACAACAACAAAUUCAACAGCAACAACAACUUCCGUCCAAUAACAAUCUUUCAAUGAAUCAAUUUAUAAUGGAAAAUCGUCCACAACAACACCAACGAAUCCGUCCCUCCUCGUCAACUAUGGAAUUUGGGAAUGUUGGAAAUUUGAAUGGCCAUUUUGCAAUGCAAUCUGAAAAAGUUGUGGUCAAUUUAUUAAGUCAAUCAAAUGGUUUUGGUUUUCAUCUACAUGGCGGGGCUGAUAAUCAACCUCUUCUAAUUGGUUCAGUAAUCCCUGGAGGAGCAGCGGAUUUAGAUGGUCGUAUGCGUGUCGGCGACCAAAUUAUUGAAAUUGAUGGAGAAACUACAAUGGCAAUGCAACAUAAACAAGCUGUUGAACUUAUUAGACAGGCUUCUACUGUUGGCGCUGUUAAGCUAACCUUACUCAGACAUCGUUCACCUCCUCCUAUUGCAGAGGAGAAUUUUGGUCAAUUACGCAGAAAUGGCUCCGCUUCUGCAAUUUAUGCUGCUAGAGUUCCAUACGAUGUUAAAUUAAUUAAAAUGGAGAAUGAGACUGAUUUUGGCUGUACAAUUGUUUCACACAAGUAUCGCUACAUUGUUUCUCUUAUGCCCAACAGUCCAGCAGGUCGUUGUGGUCAACUUCGAGUAGGUGAUUGUGUUGUGGCAAUUAAUGGGAUGUCGGCUGACAUGAUGAGUCAUCAGCAAAUGCAACAAGAAAUCAGUUCUUCUGGCGCAUCUUUAGUUUUAACAAUUGAUCCAGCAAAGCGAAUAGAAGAAGAAGAUGGAAUAUCAGGAAGAAAUAUUUCUUCAAAUUAUAUUCAGAUGGGUGGUGGAAAUGGCAUUCAGCAACUUCAAAAGCAAAAUGAUUCCCAUCAACCCUCACCAUAUUCUACACUUAUUUCUGUUCAUCUUAAACGUUCUGAUCGUGGUUUUGGUUUUUCAAUUCGUGGAGGUUCUGAAUUUUGUAUGGCUCUAUUUAUAUUGCGUAUAGCUGAUGAAGGGCCAGCCGCUUUCAGUGCUAUGCAGAUUGGGGAUCAACUAAUGAAAAUUGAUGGAGAAUCCACCGAAAAUAUGACACAUCAACGAGCAAUAACACUUAUCAAAGAGCGUCAAGAGGUUGAUUUACUACUUAGGCGAGAGAAAAUUUGA